Messenger RNA from Plasmodium knowlesi strain H, 4395 nucleotides. RefSeq names its product ABC transporter B family member 1, putative. Lineage: Eukaryota; Apicomplexa; Aconoidasida; Haemosporida; Plasmodiidae. The record is from RefSeq and is a predicted model, not a curated record. The coding region runs from base 1 to 4395 and encodes 1464 amino acids. The transcript has a single exon. Gene Ontology annotation, biological process: transmembrane transport. Gene Ontology annotation, molecular function: ABC-type transporter activity; ATP hydrolysis activity; ATP binding. Gene Ontology annotation, cellular component: membrane.
AUGAAAAAGGAUCAAAGACAGUCCAUAGACAAUAACAGCGGCGGUAGCAACCUGAGUAUUAAAGAUGAAGUGGAAAAGGAAUUGAACAAGAAGGGUACUUUUGAAUUGUAUAAGAAGAUAAAGACACAGAGGAUUCCCUUCUUUCUACCGUUUAAAUGUUUGCCUCCAAGCCAUAAGAAACUUUUAGGCGUAUCCUUCGUGUGCGCCACCAUAUCGGGCGGCUCCUUGCCGUUCUUCGUGUCAGUUUUUGGGGUCAUUAUGAAAAAUAUGAACUUAGGGGAAAAUGUAGAUGAUAUAAUAUUUUCACUGGUGCUAAUUGGAAUAUUCCAGUUUGUUAUGUCUUUUAUUUCGAGCUUCUGCAUGGAUAUCGUAACGACUAAAAUUUUGAAAACACUCAAGGUAGAAUUUUUGAAAAGUGUAUUUUAUCAGGAUGGCCAAUUUCACGAUAAUAACCCUGGAUCAAAAUUGACAUCAGACUUGGAUUUUUACUUAGAGCAAGUCAAUGCAGGAAUCGGCACAAAGUUUCUUACUAUAUUUACAUAUACAAGUGCAUUUUUGGGUUUGUACUUUUGGUCUCUAUUUAAAAAUGCGAGGUUGACUCUGUGCGUAACGUGCGUAUUCCCCUUGAUAUAUAUUUGCGGUGUUAUUUGCAACAAGAAAGCGAAGAUUAAUAAGAAAACAUCUCUGUUGUAUAAUAACAACACCAUGUCUAUCAUCGAAGAAGCUUUAGUUGGCAUCCGAACAGUUGUGAGCUAUUGUGGUGAACAUACUAUAUUGAAAAAAUUUAACUUGUCCGAGAAGCUAUACAGUAAGUAUAUGUUGAAGGCAAACUUCAUGGAAUCUUUACACAUUGGUAUGAUAAAUGGGUUCAUUUUAGCAUCUUACGCUUUUGGUUUUUGGUAUGGUACGAGAAUUAUCAUCUCUGAUUUGAGUAAUGCGCAAUCGAACAAUGAUUUUCAUGGAGGCUCUGUCAUCUCCAUCCUACUAGGAGUACUCAUCAGUAUGUUUAUGCUGACCAUCGUUUUGCCAAACAUAACUGAAUAUAUGAAAUCGUUGGAAGCUACAAACAGUUUGUACGAAAUUAUCAACAGGAAACCUCUCGUCGAGAAUAAUAAUGAUGGAAAGAAAUUAAAGGACAUUAAAAAAAUUCAAUUCAAGAAUGUACGUUUUCAUUAUGAUACUAGAAAAGAUGUGGAAAUUUACAAGGAUCUUAAUUUUACCCUGACGGAAGGAAAAACGUAUGCAUUUGUUGGAGAGUCGGGUUGUGGAAAAUCAACCAUCUUAAAGUUAAUAGAAAGGUUGUAUGACCCAACUGAGGGAGAUAUUAUCAUUAACGAUUCUCACAAUUUGAAAGAUAUAAACCUGAAAUGGUGGAGAUCCAAAAUCGGAGUAGUUAGUCAGGAUCCACUUCUCUUUAGCAAUUCGAUUAAGAACAACAUCAAGUAUAGUUUGUACAGUUUGAAAGAUUUGGAAUAUUUAUCUGACCAAUUGAAUGAAGAUGGUUCCGCUUCGCAAGACGGGCUCGACAAGCGCAACAGUUGUAGAGCCAAAUGCGCUGGAGAUCUAAACGACAUGAUGAAGACGACAGACUCGGAUGGAUUGAUACACGCGAGGAAGAACUACAAUAUUAUUGAUGAUUCCGAAGUUGUGAAUGUUUCUAAAAAGGUGCUAAUCCACGACUUUGUGUCCGCUCUUCCAGAUAAAUACGAAACGCUGGUAGGUUCUAAUGCAUCAAAGUUGUCAGGUGGACAGAAGCAGAGAAUCUCUAUCGCUAGAGCUAUUAUUAGAAACCCAAAAAUUCUCAUUCUCGAUGAAGCUACGUCAUCCUUAGACAACAAGUCAGAGUACCUAGUACAGAAAACGAUAAAUAAUUUGAAAGGAAACGAAAACAGAAUUACCAUCAUUAUCGCACACAGACUGAGUACAAUCAGAUAUGCCAACACCAUUUUUGUCCUUUCAAACCGGGAAAAGGGAAACCGUUCCACCGUAGAUGUAGAUAUAAUUGGCGAGGACCCAACGAAGGAUAACAAGGAAAACAAGCAGAAGAAUGGAAAGAAAGGGGACACGAACAAAAACGAAAAAAUGAGUAACGCAGGAAGUUACAUCAUCGAACAGGGUACACAUGACGCGUUGAUGAAGAACAAAAACGGAAUCUACUACACUAUGAUUAAUAAUCAAAAGGUUUCAUCCAAAACUUCCAAUAACAACGAUAAUGACAAGGAUUCAGAUAUGAAGAGCAGCGUCUAUAAGGAUUCCGAAAGAGGUUAUGAUCCAGACGAAAUGAAUGGUAAUACAAAGAAUGGAAACGAAAGUGCAUCUGACAAAAAGAGUAACAAGAUGAGUGACGAGAACGCCAGUAGCAAAAAUGCGGGAGGAAAAUUAUCCUUUUUGAGAAACCUGUUUAAGAGGAAACCCAAAGCGCCAAACAAUCUCCGCAUGGUGUAUAGAGAAAUAUUUUCCUACAAAAAGGAUGUCGUUAUUAUAGCGCUAAGUAUAAUUGUCGCCGGAGGUUUGUACCCGAUGUUUGCACUUCUGUAUGCGAAGUACGUAUCCACUCUGUUCGAUUUUGCUAAUCUGGAAGCCAACUCAAAUAAGUACUCCCUCUACAUCUUAGUCAUCGCCAUUGCCAUGUUCAUUUCCGAGACACUGAAAAAUUAUUACAACAAUGUGAUAGGAGAGAAGGUUGAGAAGACCAUGAAACAUCGACUGUUCGAAAAUAUUUUGUACCAAGAAAUUAGCUUCUUUGAUCAAGAUUGUCAUGCCCCUGGAUUGCUUUCAUCACAUAUUAAUAGAGAUGUACAUUUGUUGAAAACUGGUUUAGUAAAUAACAUUGUAAUUUUUACGCACUUUAUAGUUCUCUUCAUCGUUAGUAUGAUUAUGUCAUUUUAUUUCUGUCCAAUCGUGGCGGCUGUGCUAACUGGAACGUACUUCAUUUUUAUGAGAGUGUUUGCCAUUAGAGCAAGACUGUCAGCCAACAAGGAUGUAGAGAAGAAGGGAAUCAACCAACCAGGCACAGUGUUUCUGUAUAACAAUGAUGAUGAAAUAUUUAAAGACCCAAGUUUCUUGAUUCAAGAGGCAUUUUACAAUAUGAACACAGUAAUUAUUUACGGACUGGAGGAUUAUUUCUGUAAGCUCAUUGAGAAGGCUAUUGACUAUUCCAACAAAGGCCAAAAGAGAAAAACGCUAGUCAAUUCGAUGCUCUGGGGGUUCAGUCAAAGUGCCCAACUUUUCAUUAACAGCUUUGCCUACUGGUUCGGUUCCUUCCUAAUUAGAAGGGGUACAAUAGAAGUGGACGAUUUUAUGAAAUCUCUUUUUACCUUUUUAUUUACCGGUAGUUAUGCCGGAAAGUUGAUGUCAUUAAAGGGAGAUUCAGAAAAUGCAAAAUUGUCCUUCGAAAAAUACUACCCAUUAAUUAUGAGGAAGUCCAACAUCGAUGUUCGAGAUAAUGGAGGCAUUAGAAUUAAAAACACUAAUGACAUAGAUGGAAAAAUAGAAAUAAUGGAUGUGAAUUUUACAUACAUGUCCAGACCCAAUGUCCCUAUUUACAAAGAUUUAACCUUCUCUUGUGAUAGUAAGAAAACGACUGCUAUUGUUGGCGAAACAGGUAGUGGAAAAUCUACUGUAAUGAGUCUAUUGAUGAGAUUUUACGACUUGAAAAAUGACCACCACAUUGUUUUUAAGAAUGAGCACACUGAUGAUGUCAAUAACGAGAAAAAGGAACAGGGAGAUGAGGAACAAAACGUGGGAAUGAAGAAUGUAAACGAAUUCAGUUUAACAAAGGAAGGGUCACAUGGAGACAACAGUGCUGUUUUUAAGAACAGUGGAAAGAUAUUACUCGAUGGGGUUGAUAUCUGUGAUUACAACUUAAAGGAUUUGAGAAAUUUAUUCUCCAUUGUUAGCCAAGAACCCAUACUCUUUAAUAUGUCCAUUUAUGAAAAUAUCAAAUUUGGAAAAGAGGAUGCCACAAGAGAGGAUGUCAAACGUGCAUGUAAAUUUGCAGCUAUUGAUGAAUUUAUUGAAUCCUUACCAAAUAAAUAUGACACGAAUGUUGGGCCCUAUGGAAAAAGUUUAUCAGGUGGACAGAAGCAGAGGGUUGCCAUUGCUAGGGCGUUGUUGAGAGAACCCAAAAUUCUGUUGUUAGACGAAGCUACCUCUUCUCUGGACUCCAAUUCAGAGAAGCUGAUUGAGAAAACCAUCGUUGAUAUUAAGGACAAGGCCGACAGGACAAUUAUUACCAUUGCACACAGAAUUGCCUCUAUUAAGAGAUCGGACAAAAUUGUUGUUUUUAACAAUCCAGAUAGAACUGGUUCCUUUGUACAGGCCGAGGGAACGCACGAAGAGCUCCUCUCCGUGCAGGAUGGUGUUUAUAAGAAGUACGUAAAGUUGGCUAAGUAG